Acanthoscelides obtectus is the source of this 413-nucleotide messenger RNA. Lineage: Eukaryota; Metazoa; Arthropoda; Insecta; Coleoptera; Chrysomelidae. The record is from the annotation of a GenBank genome assembly.
GGGAGUCAUAAGGCAUGGCUCAAUACCAUAACCGUCAUCGCCAAGUAGUGGAACAUUUGCUUUAGUUAUUAGUUGUGAUCUAGCCUGUGAAUUUCUCCAUAUUCUGGAGUCAUGAACUGAUCUAGGCCAACUGACAUCAACACUUGUGAAGAUCUCUCUGGCAUCACAAGUGGCUUGCACAUUUAAAGUAAGUUUCCCCUUCCGGUUGAUUUGGUUUCAGGAUUCCUAUUAAUGUACGUACAAUCAAUUACACCAAUUGCUGUCGGAAAUUUAUACAUGCUUUGCCAUAUCCGCUUGGCCUCCAUCAGUUCAUGGUUGGUAGCUGAAGACUUGAUGCAUUCGUGCGACUGUGCAACUAUGCUGUUCACAACUCUAUCCACAGCCGAGAUACCGUUGCUUGACUAGCACCAAGU